UUAGUGCUGGGCGAGUCUAUCACACGCGCUGUUCAUCUCUUUCACCGUACACACUUAGCUCUAUAUGUAUAUAUGUACGUAUAUGCGUAUGAGCUCAAUACUUUCGCCAUUUUAGAAUAUUUUUAGAGUGCAUUCUGCUGUUGAAGGUGCUGUUCGAGACUCGAUCGGAAAAUCGCCGGAAAGGCGCGUGGUACACGGAAAAUUUCCCGGAUACAAAUGGAGUCCUUCUUCACCGCCGUCGAGCUGAAUCACAUCGUUCUCCGUUAUCUCCUCGAAUCAGGUUUUGUGCACGCGGCUUUCAAUUUGAGUUACGAGGCUCGUAUCAACAAGUCUCUAAUCGAUGGCAUUUCGAUGAUACCACUUGGAACACUGUUCACCCUCAUGCGCAGAGGACUUCUGAGCAUUGAGAUGGAAGCAAAUUUGACUGACGAUGACAGUGAUGUGGAUGAAAACUAUGUGCUACUGAAGCCAAUGGAUCUCAUCACAAAAAAACUGGAUGAAUUGAAGGCAAUUGUGAAGAAUGAGAGGAGAAGCAACCAAGUUGCUGGGGAGAGGCAGGUGAACAGAGAGGCCGAAAGAGUUCGCCCCACUGGGAUAGAUACGGCAACAAGCGACCGCCCGAAAUGGAAUUGGGGCAAAAAAGGUAGAAGAGGAGGUCGAAGACGGAGUUGAAAGCAGCAAGAAAUUAGAAAAAAGAAAAAAACAGAGGAAUUUUUACUUAUCAAGAACUCAAAAUUCUCUGAGGUAAAUAAUACUUUUUGGCAACACAAGGGAUGCUAAGUAUAGUUUUUUUUUUUUUUUUUUGCUUGCAUAAUAGCCUUUUCUAGCUAGUAUUGAAUAUUGAUCAUGGAAAAAUAGAUGUAGUAAUCGAUGUAUAUAAUGUUUCCUGAUUAGAACCGAACCGAUACAGGCGUAUUAUUUGCUUACACUUUA
This is a messenger RNA of Erythranthe guttata (spotted monkey flower), 933 nucleotides long. The record is from RefSeq and is a predicted model, not a curated record. NCBI's taxonomy places the organism in Eukaryota, Viridiplantae, Streptophyta, Magnoliopsida, Lamiales, Phrymaceae.